Molecule: messenger RNA, 1690 nt
Organism: Myiozetetes cayanensis
Lineage: Eukaryota; Metazoa; Chordata; Aves; Passeriformes; Tyrannidae
Gene: KDM8
Product: lysine demethylase 8
Exons: 7
Coding region: 30-1292 (420 amino acids)
Cellular component (GO): nucleus
Molecular function (GO): histone H3K36 demethylase activity
Source: RefSeq, a predicted model, not a curated record
GCCGCGCGGGCGCCAGCGCAGAUGCGGCCAUGGCGGCGGCCGGCGGCGCGGAGGGCGCGGGCGGCGGCCCCGCGCCGUGGGCCGAGGUGCGGGCGCUGCUUCCCUGCGCCGAGGAGGGGCUGACCUUAGCGCUGAGCGGGGAGGUGGAGGGCUGCGUCCUGCCGCUGCUGCGGCGCGCCCGCGCGCUGCUCUACAGCCAGCCGGGCCCGCCCGACGCGGCGGCAGCGGCGGCGCUGGGGCGCCUCAGUGACGUCCUGCGCGACUAUUCCUGGGAGAAGCUGAACGCGGUGCCUUGGAGGGAGGUCGGCAAGGGCUGGCGGCAGGUCUACGCCUACGGCUGCCUCUUCGGGGCGCUGGCCGAGGUGGCCGCGGGCCGCCCGCGGGCCGCCGUGCGCCUCUGCGACCUGGGGCUCCUGCUCGGUGCCGCCGUCCUGGACAACGUCCUGGCGCGCCUGGUGCACGCGCUGCAGCUGCGCCUGCCCCGCGAGAUGCCUCCCCGGGGGUCUCUGCCGCGUGUUGAGGGGGAACGUCCAUUCCAGAGGGUCCGGCCGGAGCGGCCCCCGCCGCCCCCCACGGUGCAGCCGGAGGAGGCGAUUCCACACCUUCACUGUCCUUCGCUGGAGCACUUCAGAGACAAUUACCUCAUUCCCGAGCGGCCCGUGGUCCUGGAUGGCGUCAUGGACCACUGGCCGUGUAUGAAGAAGUGGAGCGUGGACUAUUUUUGUCAAGUCGCAGGGUGCCGCACAGUCCCCGUGGAGUUGGGUGCCCGGUACACAGAUGAGGAAUGGUCUCAGCAGCUCAUGACUGUCAGUGACUUCAUCAGCCAGUAUAUCAUGGAUGAGAACAGUGUAGGAUACCUUGCCCAGCACCAGCUUUUUGAUCAGAUCCCAGAACUGAAAGAAGAUAUCAGUAUCCCUGACUACUGCUGUCUGGGGGAAGGGGAAGAAGAUGACAUCACCAUUAAUGCUUGGUUUGGUCCAGGAGGCACUAUCUCACCUCUUCAUCAGGAUCCUCAGCAAAACUUUUUAGCCCAGGUAUUAGGAAGAAAGUAUAUCCGUCUGUAUUCACCACAAGAUUCAGAAAACCUGUACCCACAUGAGAGCCAAAUUCUUCACAACACUAGUCAGGUAGAUGUGGAAGAUCCCGACUUGGUCAAGUUUCCCAAUUUCACAAAGGCUGCAUUUCAGUCCUGCAUUCUGAUGCCUGGACAGAUUCUGUUUAUUCCAGUUAAAUAUUGGCACUAUGUGCGAUCACUUGAGCUCAGCUUCUCUGUCAGUUUCUGGUGGUCAUAGCUCUGAAGCAUUGCCUGCAGCAUUGUAAUGGGAAUUAGCAUCUGGCAGCAUCUUUUCACAAGAGGUUAGAAGUGGAGCAAAACCAAAAACCAACAACCUCUUCCUGAAGCAUGCAGAUUUCGGAGUGCAAAUGGAAAGAUGAUGCUGCAGCUACUUCAUUUUUGUAGAUGUUUCUAAUAACUCCUUAUGAAGAGCAUGUUAGGUCAGUGUCCUGUGUGCAUGUGUCCCUCAGAAACAGCCUGUGUCUGGGCACUGCCAGGGCUCUGCCUCUGUCUGCAACACCAGCUCAGUGUUAUCUUCUACUUGGAUUUAAUAGCACUAAAGCCUGGAGUCACCUAGAGAAAUGGUGAAAUUUUAUAAUGUAUUUUCUCUCUGUUUUAAAAUAAAGCUAACACAAA